AUGAAACGUCAUCUGGUCGCAAUUUUCCAUCGGAAGGAACGUGCGGCUCAUAUUUUCGUUUUUGCUUUUCUGCCUUGGGCUCGUUUUUGUAAAAAUCUCAAAAAAAAUGGUCACAAGAAAAACGGUUCACAAAUUGGCAAUUUCCCUGAAAAAAAGCAUUUUUUAGAUAAUCUAUUUUCACUUUCGCUUCAUGCACAAUCAGGAGCAUUUGUCAGUGAAGCAAUCAUCUGGUGGAGAUCAUGGGUAGAAAAUUUAUUUGGGCUUUUACAGUUGAAACUAUAA
Molecule: messenger RNA, 282 nt
Organism: Clunio marinus
Lineage: Eukaryota; Metazoa; Arthropoda; Insecta; Diptera; Chironomidae
Source: the annotation of a GenBank genome assembly